AGGUGCUAAGGUGAACGCCGCCCGGCUACACGAGACGCCGCUGCACCACGCUGCUAAGAACACCCAGGCGGAGAUGGUGGAGAUGCUGGUGGAGUUCGGGGCCGACGUCUACGCCCGAGACCAGCACAACAGGAGACCCGUGGACUACGCCGCGCCCGGGUCGCCCUCGGCCACCUGCCUCCGCUUUUACGCGACCACCCCCAUGACCCUGCAGCAGCUCAGCAGGCUGGCGGUGAGGAAGACACUGGGCACCAGAGCUCUGGAGGUCAUGGGUCAACUCCACGUACCCAAGCUCAUCAUCCGCUACCUGUGCUACCAGUGAGGGGCACCCCGAGG
This is a messenger RNA of Etheostoma spectabile (orangethroat darter), 336 nucleotides long. Its product is annotated as ankyrin repeat and SOCS box protein 13-like. The transcript has 2 exons. Gene Ontology annotation, biological process: positive regulation of protein catabolic process; protein ubiquitination; intracellular signal transduction. Lineage: Eukaryota; Metazoa; Chordata; Actinopteri; Perciformes; Percidae. The record is from RefSeq and is a predicted model, not a curated record. Bases 74 to 322 code for a protein of 82 amino acids.